UUGACCAGACUAGAAGUCAAGUUAAUCUGUCUCGUAUUUCAAGGUCCGUUCAAAGGUUGUGCAGUUGUCUGUAAAUAAGAUCUGAUAGUUUCACUUUCGCCUGGUAAGAGUAUAACGUUCUGAAACAUUGUUCAAACAUAGCUGAAAAUCAUUUUUUGUUGAAAGAAAACAUCACGUAUACGGAUAUUACUUAUGAAGAGGUUGUAGUGUUUUGUAACUUUCCAUAAAAUGAGAACAUUUCUAAUUGUUCUGUGGAUGGUGAUUUUCGUCACUGAAGUAGUGCAUGCAAGUGUGUAUAGUAUUGCUCCUGGUUAUUGUCAUUACAAUGGAAUGUUACAUCAGCUAGAUGAAAAAUGGUAUCCCGAUCCCUGUACAUCAUGUGAAUGCCUCCCUGGAGACAAUUACAAAUGUUACAGAGAAUCUUGUCCUUACAUGGAAUGCAAAACAGAGAAGUACGUUGUUUUUGGAGAAUGCUGUCCCAAAUGUAGAGGUUUUAAUGAAACGGGUGAAGAUUGUAACUUCUUUGGGCAUUUACUUUUGGAUGGUGAAGAAAUCAAUCCUGAUUCCUGUACCUCAGUUAAAUGUGUUAGUGGAGCAAUAAGGCGGGAAAGUAGAAAGAUCUGUAAAUAUAUGGAAUGCGAAACUGAAACAUACAUGCCUCCUGGAGAUUGCUGUCCCAAAUGUAGAGGUCAUGAUGGAAAUAGUUGUAAUGUUGAUGGUGAGCUGUUUCAUCACUUUGAAGAAUGGGAACCCAAUUCGUGUGCCUCAUGUAUGUGUUCCAAAGGACGCGUGUUAUGUGGAACAACACGGACAUGUAGCAGCGAAUGGUUUAGCAAGAACCUUUCAAAAAGAAGACGAAGUACCAAUCCAUGUGUCGAAAGUAACGGAGGAUGUGAACACUAUUGCGAAGCAGAGAACGGUAAAGUUAAUUGCUAUUGUCACGAAGGAUUCGCACUUGACGAGGAUGGACGUUCUUGUAAUCGGUAUGAUGCCUGUAAAGACGAGAAUGGGGGCUGUCAGCACAAUUGCCAUUUACAGGACAAAGUUGCUCAAUGUUCAUGUCUCGAAGAAUACAUUCUUCAGGAAGACGGAAAAUCUUGUGAUCGUAAGUUAAAUUUUUUCAUUCUACCAAUAAUUCAUAAAUUAUCAUGCAACAGCAACUAACCGCAAAUAAUAAGC
This is a messenger RNA of Parasteatoda tepidariorum (common house spider), 1179 nucleotides long. The record is from RefSeq and is a predicted model, not a curated record. NCBI's taxonomy places the organism in Eukaryota, Metazoa, Arthropoda, Arachnida, Araneae, Theridiidae.